GUGCACCAGUGUCUCCCGUGUUCCGGGCCCAGUGCUGAGGGGAAAUGAAAGACAGACUUCCCGUCCUCCGUGAAGCGAUGGUCCGCAUUGAACAAGCUAUGACAAGGGAGGCUGCUUUAUGACAGAGUCGCAGGGUCUCGGACAAGCUGAAGCAGAUCCCCCAGUCCCUGGCAGACGCCAACAGCACGGACCCAGGCCUGGUCUUGGCCGAGAACGCAUCCCUCUUGUCUCUGAGCGAGCUGGAUUCCGCCUUCACGCAGCUGCAGAGCCGCCUGCGAAACUUCAGCCUGCAGCUCGGCCUGCAGCCAGCGGAGGAGGAGGAGCAGGAGGAGGCCAAGGAGGAGGAGGCAGAGGAGGAGGAGGAUGGGGAGCAGCCACCCGGCCCCGCCGAGGCCGGCCGCCGGCGCCACGUGCUCCUCAUGGCCACCACCCGCACGGGCUCGUCCUUCGUGGGCGAGUUCUUCAACCAGCAGGGCAACAUCUUCUACCUCUUCGAGCCGCUGUGGCACAUCGAGCGCACCGUGAGCUUCGAGCCGGGCGGCGCGAGCGCGGCGGGCUCGGCGCUGGUGUACCGGGACGUGCUCCAGCAGCUGUUCCUGUGCGACCUGUACGUGCUGGAGCACUUCAUCAGCCCGCUGCCCGAGGACCACCUGACGCCCGGCAUGUUCCGCCGCGGCUCCAGCCGCUCGCUGUGCGAGGAGCCGGUGUGCACGCCCUUCGUCAAGAAGGUCUUCGAGAAGUACCGCUGCAAGAACCGCCGCUGCGGGCCGCUCAACGUGACGCUGGCGGCCGAGGCCUGCCGCCGCAAGGAGCACAUGGCGCUCAAGGCCGUGCGCAUCCGCCAGCUGGAGUUCCUGCGGCCGCUGGCCGAGGACCCGCGCCUGGACCUGCGCGUCAUCCAGCUGGUGCGCGACCCCCGCGCCGUGCUGGCCUCGCGCAUGGUGGCCUUCGCGGGCAAGUACGAGCCGUGGAAGAGGUGGCUGGCCGAGGGGCAGGACCGGCUGCGCGAGGAGGAGGUGCAGCGGCUGCGGGGCCACUGCGAGAGCCUCCGCGCGUCGGCGGAGCUGGGCCUGCGGCAGCCCGCCUGGCUGCGCGGCCGCUACCUGCUGGUGCGCUACGAGGACGUGGCGCGCCGGCCGCUGCAGAAGGCGCGCGACAUGUACCGCUUCGCCGGCAUCCCGCUGACGCCGCAGGUGGAGGACUGGAUCCGGAGGAACACGCAGGCGCCCCGCGACGCCAGCGGCAUCUACUCCACGCAGAAGAACUCGUCGGAGCAGUUCGAGAAGUGGCGCUUCGGCAUGCCCUUCAAGCUGGCGCAGGUGGUGCAGGACGCCUGCGGGCCCGCCAUGCGCCUCUUCGGCUACAAGCUGGCGCGGGACGCCGCCGCGCUCACCAACCGCUCCGUCAGCCUGCUGGAGGAGCGCGGCUCCUUCUGGGUCACGUAGGGGGCGGCCUGGGGCCACCGCGCUCUGCCCUUCUCGUGAAAGUCCCGCCCUGCUUCCUCCGCCCAGGUCAGCCCGGGGCCGGGGGCGCGCACGCGCUCCCAGAGGCCACGGGAAGCCGCGCAGGGAGCAGCCCGCAGCCAGCCAGCUUCCCCAGCCGCUGUGGGCUGGGCUGUUGCUGAGAACAGGACGGUGCCCUGCCCCGUGCGGGCAUCAGCCCAGACCUAAGGGGCAGGCUCUCGCCUAUUGACAUUCUCUCCCUCUCUCUCUCUCUCUCUCUCUCUCUCUCUCUCUCUCUCUCUCUCUCUCACACACACACACACACACACUCUCAUAUACAUUCAGACACACACAUACACACAGAAACAUACACGAAGCACACAUAAGUGCCUGUACACCCUGUGGGCCAGACCACAGUCCCACAGUCUGGAUUUCUACAAUCCAGUGUGGAUUCUGGGUGGUCCCCAGGGCGGGGCUGGGACAGCCCAGGGUGACAGAGGAUGGCAGCUGAGGCCUCCCAAUCCAGUGUUUCCCUAAAUGGGCCCCUGUACCGGUGAAUGACGGAGUCAGCUCUCAGAGGAGCCGCAGCACACUCUUACAAAGACAAACACCUGCAGGCACAGCACACAGCACACACCGCUGUGGGAAACAGAGAAGCACAAUUCUGCAUGCACACGUGAACAUAAGCGGACAAGCUCUCCCAUUGCUCUGUGCCCACAGGCUUUGUAGGAUUCAUGUGUAUCACACGCCUGUCCGGGAGCUGGGGAAGGAAACGUGGCCGUGGCGUGUUCAUGGCCGUGGCCUUGUUUCCCGACUGGGUUUGGGAUGGACAGUGGACAACAGAGUGCCGAGUCUGCGGCCCCUGCUCACCAUGGAGACUGGGGCCACCGCUUCUGGCCCGUUCCCGUCCUUGCUGCUGGCUGGCAGGACGUUUUGGGAUGGCGUGGUGGACCCUCACGGGACUGUGGCCUGAGGGUCCCAUCCCCGCUCUGCUGACGUCCUGGAGCGUGUCCGUGUUUGUAGGCGGCCUCAGGCCUGACUGGCAGAAGCAGCUGCGGCCCCUGGAAGCAAAAGGAACUCACGGGUCCUGCCCUUCCAGCCAGGCCUCGGGGGCAGGGCCCGGGGACAGUGCAGAGUGCGUGUGGAGGAGAAGUCACAUCAGGACAGCCCCUCCCCUGAGAAGACGGGGGACAGCGGUCAGCCUCCUGCUGGCCGCCACGGUGGCGUGGUUAGUCUGAAAUCCCUCCUUCAGGGUUCUGGGAAGAAUGUUGCUGAAGGGGAUGGACCGGGUGUUUGUUUUCUGUUGUGUGUGUGUGUGUGUGUGUGUGUCUAAGAUAUUUAUGGUUUGGUGUCUUGUUUUGCGGCUGUGUUUUUGUUCCUGCAGAAGUGCCUCUUGGAAGCAGUCUGUGCUUGAGGGGCCGAGGGGGCUCUGGGAGGACCAGGGGGAGCACUCUGGUGCUUGCUGGAGGGAGAGGAGGAGGGGGAAGAGCCUCCUCCCAGGGUCAGAGCUUCGGUGGCCACGGGACAACCCACAGUGCCUUUCGGGCUUUUCUGCUUGAACUCGUGUGAAACGAGUCUCAGAAACCACCAGCCUCCUUCGCUGCAUGUCCAGAAGCAGCAUAAGUUAGCAGCCCUCAGGCCAGGCCCAGCCACAUUCCCGGGGCAGGAGAGAGGGCAGGCCCUGCGACCAACCCAGGAGCCCAGCUCAGGGCCAUCUAAGAACUCACAGGACUGUCACUUCGCUAAGGGCUGUUCCUGAUUUCCUGAUUUCAAACCCAUCCCAUGGUCCAGCCCAGAGGGCUGAGUUUUUGUUGCGAAUAUGGACAUGAGGGAAAGACAGGAUCUGAGUCCAGCUGGGGCUGCUGUGGGGAAGGAAGGGGUUGUCCUGGCUGGAAACUGCCAUUUGAAAAGGCGAGGAUGGUAGCCAUCUUACGGGUCCCGUAUAACCUCCGGAUCUGAGCUGCAGGCAUCACCACGGACCUCAGCCGCUCAAGGAGGUCUCUGCUCCAGGCUUUCCAGUCUGAGAAUAAGUUGUGCAGGGAUCUGGCUCUCAUUUGGGGUCCAAAGGGACUCCAGCUCUGAAAACUUGGCCCUGGGACAGAGUGGGGCCAAGAUUUUUCUGGCAGGCCCAGAGUGCUGGUGGGUCUUCCCCAGCCCCUGCCCUGCCCCCCUACACUGUUCCCCUCCUGGUCCUCCCUCCAGGGUCCUUCCUGGGUCCUCCUACUGUGGGCAGCAGACUUCUCCUUCCUUCUGAUGUCCGGGGCCAAGGUGCCGGGAGUGGACCUUGGGGACUUCUCAGGACAUUGACGAUUUGUACACAGCAAGUUGACUUAACUUAUUUAUUUUGUGAAAAAAGAAGUGACAGAAAAUGUCUUAUUGUAUGCAGGAACUCAAAGCUGCCUAAUAAUAAGAAUUAUUCACUCAUCCACACACAAGGACAAUCCAAGACCAUUCAGAAUGCAAGAGGCAACGAAACCGAGACCGCAGGAGCCGGGGCGGCCCCGGCUCUUGUUUAAGGAGACCCCUGGGUUUCCUCUUGCAGGUCCGAGGAUAUGACAGUCAGGCCCUUUCUGCUGUAUGGCCUUUGCCCCGGUGUCUGAAACAGGACACAGCUCCAGUCAGUGUUGCCUCGGGCUCUGGGAAGCCUGGGGGUUUGGGGAAGGCCAGGAUGGGGUGACCGUUGCCUUUUCAUCCGUGGGACCUGGUCGGGGUGACGUCUCUGGGGUUUUCAGCACGCACCUAGCUGGGGACGCGCCCUCUUGUCCCGGUUUCUCUGCUCCUGCCGAUCCGCCAGGAGCCUUCCCUCCACGGCUCCCCCCACGCCCCCUCCAGCCUCCUGGAGACAGAGGGAGCAUUUGAGGCCUCACCUCGCCGCUACCAGCUUCCUCAGAACAAGGGCCCAUUCAGCAGCGGGCAUUUACUCACUUUUUCUUCCUGAAGAAGAUCUCUUUAGCCUGGCCCGUAUAAAUAGUUCAGAACAUUCCAGGCUCUGGUUAGACAGGGCCGUGUCUAACACCCGCAAGCCAUCACCACCACGGCCCGUUCCUGGCUUCUCUGUGCCUGUUUGUAAGCCUUGGCAUGGGGGCAGGCCUGGGGAGCAGCCGGUGGGGCCAGAGUCCUGAGUCCCCAGGGAGAGGGUGAAGGAAGCGGAGUGCAGCACGGUCACCCCCCCACCCCCUGCAGGUCAUUCCCGAGCAAAGGUUGAGAGAGGCGACUAAAUUCCACCCUUUGUCACUUUAUGUGAUGCACACGCUAGAA
This is a messenger RNA of Pipistrellus kuhlii (Kuhl's pipistrelle), 4700 nucleotides long. It is a transcript of the gene CHST3, whose product is annotated as carbohydrate sulfotransferase 3. Gene Ontology annotation, cellular component: Golgi membrane. Gene Ontology annotation, biological process: carbohydrate metabolic process; N-acetylglucosamine metabolic process. The record is from RefSeq and is a predicted model, not a curated record. Lineage: Eukaryota; Metazoa; Chordata; Mammalia; Chiroptera; Vespertilionidae. Gene Ontology annotation, molecular function: N-acetylglucosamine 6-O-sulfotransferase activity; chondroitin 6-sulfotransferase activity. The transcript is spliced from 2 exons. Bases 119 to 1624 code for a protein of 501 amino acids.